This is a messenger RNA of Lycium ferocissimum, 10972 nucleotides long. RefSeq lists its product as uncharacterized. The transcript has 47 exons. NCBI's taxonomy places the organism in Eukaryota, Viridiplantae, Streptophyta, Magnoliopsida, Solanales, Solanaceae. The record is from RefSeq and is a predicted model, not a curated record. Bases 304 to 10827 code for a protein of 3507 amino acids. Gene Ontology annotation, biological process: protein targeting to vacuole; protein retention in Golgi apparatus. Gene Ontology annotation, cellular component: extrinsic component of membrane.
UGCAUAUUUUUGCAACUUCAUUUUUGGGUCUCUGAAGUUGGCUAAAGUAACAAUUGUUUCUUUAUAAAUAAAAUUUGGGUUAUAACUUAAAUGGAUUGGCUAUUUGAGUGAAAAAUUGUUGGGCUAUAGCGAGUUCCAAUUCAAAGGCCCACAAUGAGUGUAUCGGCAUUCGAACAAUUUCUACGCCAACAUCUCCUCUUCUCUUCUCCGGCGAAUAUUUGUUUGUUCCGUAUUUUGUCAUUUGAUAAAAACCCUAAUCAGUAGUGGAUUGGUUUGCAGUGCGUGGGGAGAAUUGAUUGUUUUAUGCUUAAACAUACAAUACAUAGCCUCACAAUCAUCGUUUGUAGGAGGAUGUUUGAAGGGCUGGUGCGGCAACUGAUACUGGGUUAUCUAGGCAGAUAUAUUAAGGACAUUCAAAAGGAGCAACUCAAGAUCACCUUAUGGAAUGAAGAAGUAUUAUUAGAAGACGUGGAGCUUAUACUCGAGGCUUUUGAUUAUCUUCAGCUGCCAUUUGCUUUGAAGCAAGGUCGUGUUGGCAAGUUGAGUAUUAAAAUUCCAUGGAAAAAGCUUGGCUGGGAUCCUGUCAUAAUCAGUUUAGAGGAUGUAAUAGUAUGUGCAUCCCAGCGAGAUGACAAAGAGUGGAGAAUAGAUGAAGUUGAGAGAAGAGAAUUUGCUGGGAAAAAGGCCAAACUUGCUGCUGCAGAACUUGCCAAAUUAUCAAGACGUGUAUGUGAUAGUCAGGCUGGGAACUCAUUUACUUCAUAUAUUACUGCAAAGAUCCUUGACAGCAUUCAAUUGUCCAUCAGAAAUGUUCAUGUUCUUUACCGUGACAUGCUGACGUCUUCGGCAGUAACCGUGUUUGGUCUGAAGCUGUCAAGUCUGACAAUUAUGAAGCAACUAGUUAGUGGAAAAGUGAGAGAUGGGAGUGUCAACAAACUUGUUGAAGUUAAAGGAUUGGAACUCUAUUGUAAUACCUUCCAAAGUAGUCAUGAGGUGAUGAGAGACAAUGCAGUGGAUUCUAACAGUCAGGGCAGAGAAUCAGAAGCAAAUAAUGAUAGAUGUAUGUUGGUCCCGCUAGAUGUAUCUUUGUCUCUUUCGGUGAACCGUUUAGGAAGGCUUGAGAAAGAUGUUCCUCAGUACUUCAUAAGUGUAGAGUUGAAUAAUGUGGUUGUUUCACUGGAUGAGAUUCAAAUACAACAAAUCUUGAGCAUUUGUGAUUAUUUGCUGACAUGUCAAUUGAGAGAGAAGUAUGGACGGUUUCGUCCUUGGUGGAGUCCUUUAGGGAAAAAGCUCAAAGGCUGGCAAAUAGCAUGGUGGAAGUAUGCGCAACAAUCUGUUUUACUGGAUGUUCAACAGCGGUUGAGGAGAACUUCUUGGAAGUACCUUGGAGAGAGGCUAAAUUGCCGCCGGAAAUAUGUGAACUUGUACAAGACAAAACUGAAAUGCCUUCGACAAGAUCAGGUGAUUGAUGUGGAUGUUCUUCAGAUGCUCGAGGAAAUUGAGAAAAAAUCUGAAGUGGAUGACAUCCUAAAUUACAGGUCUACUGCUGAACGUGAGUUACAGGAUAUUUUGUUGAAUUCAUCUUCGAGUAAUGUAAGCAACAUUGUCAAUACUGUUAAACCUCUGGAAGAUGAGCAUAUAUCCAGCAAGCCUCGUGGAUGGUUGAAUUGGUUAUCUCGUGGCAUGCUUGGUGCUGGAGGAACGGAUGAUUCUAGCCAAUUUUCUGGUGUUAUUUCUGAUGAUGUGGUCAAGGAUAUAUAUGAAGCUACAAAGUUCCAGCCUGUUCUAUCACUGAAUGAUGAUGCUCCUGCAGACAAUCAAAUUUAUUUCUCUUCAUUGAAGUUCAACAUCAAACAUGUUUCUGCUAGUAUACGGAGCAAGAAGCUGGGUUAUGCCAUUGCCACUAUGGUACUUGAGGGGAUUUCUGUUGGGUGCGAGACUUGGGAGGAGGUCGCUGUUAUCAUUGCUGAAAUAAACUCGGUUAAGAUGCUUAAUCCAUUCAACAAACAAGUCGUUUUACGAACAAGGGUAUAUUCUGAUGGAGGCAAGCCCAAAAUUCAUCAACCUUCUCUAAGUUUCCAACUUGACAUGUCGCGUCUAAAACAGGAUGCUACUUUAUUUGUAAAGGCCUCGGUCCAGCCACUUCACAUAACUUGCGAUUUAGAAUGUGUCAAGAAUAUUAUGACUCUCUCUUCCCUUUUGGAACACUCUUGUUCUCUGCAGGACAGGAUUCUGUCAUCCAUUAACAGAAUUCAAAAUAUGAAUGCACGACUUCAGACUAAAAUUGAGCAUGUCUUAUCAAAUCGCAAGACUGUUACAUGGGAUGUCCAUAUAUUGGGGAUUACCAUCCUUGUUCCUGGUGGAGAUGCAAAUUCUGAUAUGCCGAAAAUGUUUGGGCAGGUACUGGAAGCAGGGGAAUUAACCUUUGGAUCAAAAGGUGACAGAGAUACUUUAUUAGCAUCGCCUCAUUGCACUAGUAAUGUUGUCUUGGGUUAUCAACUUCAAGAUCUCUAUGAUCACUUCGAGAUUAACAUUAGUGAUCUUGAGGUAAAACUUUUGACCUCAAAUUCCUCUAGAACUGUCCCCCUUCUGGAGAAACUUAGUACCAAUAUCAACUUGACAUUGUGCAUUAUUGCUGAUGAAUCAGAGUUGAAAAAUUAUGAGGUUGACAUAGAGGUUUCAUCAGUUCUUGUUCACUUUUCACUGUCAAUAUACGAGGCAAUUAUGGAGCUAAUUGCGGAUUUUGAUAUAUUGCGUUUAUCAUCAGACUCCUUGCCCCCAACUACAGUUAAUGGAAGCGUGAUAUCUGCUGUUUCUUGGUUCUCCAUUGCUGCAAAUGUGAAAUCUGUUGGUUUCUUGAUCGACUUUGAAAGUGAUGUAGAAAAUGAAUCCAGUCUCAUGCUUUUGCUUCUGAUAUUAAAUGUCCGUUGCAGGUUUGAUGGGAAAGAGUCCUUGGAGGGAAGGGCCUCAGUGAAGGAAAUAAAUAUCCAUGAUUAUGGUGGUAAAAGUGAAGGGAAAAGCCUUAUCUUUUGCUCAUCUCAGAGCUUGUCUGGAUCUAUGUAUCAGGAUUAUAAUGAUGUCAGAAUUGGUCCUCAAAGUGGGGAUUCUGAUAAGAGAAGUAGUACCAACGAUCUGUGCCUUGUGGUCCAUUACAAAACCUGUGGGAAUUCAGGAUUCAUAGGUCAUGAAUGUAAAUUAAGUUUUAGUGGGCUUGAUAUUCACUGCCACCGUUUUAUAAUUGGAGUUUUGGUAGGAUUUAUUGAUAAAUUAUCUAAAAUCAGACCUUCUCUUCGAGUAGCGGACAACCCUGUAGUGAAUGACAAGAAUUGUGCUCCUACUUUUGUUUCGUCGCUUCAAAAUUUUGGUUUUUCCAACUUCUUUGAAACCUCCUUUUCUGAAUGGGCAACUGCUUCAUUGGAUCAGUUCCCUUUCACCACCCUAAAAGAUACUGGCUCUUUUCUUAAUCUUGGAGGUUUCUCAAACGAUAAUACCCCUGAGUGGAGGAAGGUUCUCAAUUUAAGAGACUGGAAGGCCAGAAAUCCUAAGGACGACAUAGAGGAUAGAUCUAAUGGUCAGCUUCCAUCUUCUGUUGAUUCUUCUUUUCAAAUUUAUGAUGCUAAAAAGGCGUAUUUCAUUGACUUGGAGCUCAGCAGCUGUAGAGUUCAUUUUCAUGAAUCCUCUUACAUAAUUGGAACUCUUCUGUUUCCAAGUGUCAAGUCUGCAAUGUGUAUUUGUGCCGACUAUCUGGAUGUACUUUGCUCUGCUGAGGGGUUGGUUCUUUCUUCUUUACAAUGGACUCAAAUGGUGCAGGAUUUCCUUUGGGGUCCCUUGAAAUCCACUUCCCCUCCAACUUUAAAGUUGCGUGUCAGGAAAGAAAGUGUAAAGUCACCGUUGAAAAUGAGUUUCAAUAUCCAGCAUGUGUCUUGUGUUUUACCGCCCGAGUUCCUUGCAGUUAUUAUUGGUUAUUUUACCUUACCUGAUUUGAGCUCUAGUCCAGAUGAAUUGCCUAUGACAGAAAGUUCCGACUGUAAUACUUCAAAAGAUAAUGUGUGUAUUUCAUUUAUGUUUGAGAUACUGGACUCCAACUUAUUUAUACCAACUGAGAGCAGCGUAUCUCAAUUUCUGAAGCUUGAUAUACAGCGGCUAUACUCUAGUUUCACACAAAAUGGUGAAGCAAAGUUUGUGCUGAAGGAUAUUCCUACGGAGUGCUUGGUUACAGAAGAUGAAAUUGCUCACAGAAAUGAUUGUUUAAACUUAUUUGGAUAUGACUUAUCUCUAUCAUUGAUGCUAUUGGAAGAAGAAGCAGCUAAGUUGUCAGGUUCUUCUUAUGGCCCCACUUGGACAAAUAUCAUCUUGAUUGCGCCGCUUAAUGCUGAUGUAUGGGUGAGAUUACCAUCCCAAUGUGAAUGUUGUGAUGUUGUAUCCUGUUAUCCAAGUUGCAUCAUGACAAUAGUCAAGGAUUGUCAACUCAAUGCUGAAGGUGCAUCACUCGUGAUUGGGUGUGAAGCAAUGAUGGAUGUCAUAGAUCAGUUUUCCAUGGUUACUAAACAAGCCGAAGCAUUCAAAUCUGAUACCUUACAGUUUUUUCUAAACAGGGAGGGAAAAGAGGAAAAAGACACAUCUCCACCUCAAGCCUCUCUUGAAAAUUUCAUGAUAAUCCGAGCGUCUGUGAGGUCAAUGUCCAUAAAAUUGCGACAAUCGAAAGGAGAAUCAGUUGCUUCUGACCUCAUUGGGGAGGCUAACAUGCAGUUUCUGUGUUCUGCCUCUUUGAAAAAUGAUGAACUCUUACGGCUGAAGAUCUCCUUCUCUUAUCUACAGAUAUUCUCGUCACUUAACUCUGUUUUGCUUGCUGAAUGCUGUUCUACCUCUGGCUCACCAGUUAUUGUGAUAACCUUUUCAUUGUCUGAUCAGGGUGAAAAUAUUCUUUCUGUCUCUAUGUCUUUGCUAGAUGUUUGGAUACAUUUGUCUGACUGGGUUGCAAUCAUCAAUGUACUACAGUCUUCCUCUAUGAAACAACCCAAGACCCUAAUGAUGAACUCAUUAUCAAACAAUAUGGCAUAUGUCCCUGUUGAUCAACUCAGGGAUGGUGAAAAUGAUGGGCAUCAUAAUUCCCGUCCAUGUCCUAAUAUUUUGUCUUCUGAAGUAAAUGUGAGGCAUAAUUCUGGAAUUCACUCUGUUGAGUUGGAAACUAUUGUUGUCCGAAUUCAUGUUCCUGCUUGGGUUGGAGAAGAUGCUUUUAAUACAUCGGAGGUGAAGCAGGGUGACAAGCACAUGAAUGAUUUACGAAACACGAUUUAUGGAAAUCGGCAUGGCUUUUUCACUCUUGGCUUUCAAGCUAGGAAUAGUGAACUGUUUAACUUGGGGACCAUUAUGAAACUGAAACUUGAUCUAGAUAAAACCUGGGGUAGAGUGGAGCUAGUAAAGGAUGAUAACACACGCUCAUGGCCCUUGUUUGAACUAUUUCAAGUGAACCUUAAUGCUGCAAUAUGCACUAGUUGCAUUGAGCAUAUCCAUGGGAAGGUGGAUCUUCAAUGUCAUUGUCUGGAUGUAUGGCUGUCAGAUCACAUUCUUUAUUUCUGGCAGUUUGUGGAUUUUGAAGGUCCAGCAUCUGGGCCUUCUCAAUUUAGUUUCAGUCAAGUGAACUUUGAUAUCCAACUUAGAAAGUUCUCUCUUCUCUUGGCUGAUGGAAAGUGGAGUUCAAGUGGACCUUUGCUGGAGUUACUCAUGACAAACUUGCUUCUUCACUCAAAUGUAGCUGGAAACGAAAUGGAGGGUUUGGUGAAGUGUGACGUCCAAGUGAACUAUAACAACAUUGACAAGGUCUCGUGGGAGCCUUUCCUAGAGCCCUUGGAAAUCCAGCUAAGCAUAAGAAGGCAUGAUGACAGUUCCCUUCUGAGUAGUGACGUUACUAGCAAUCUUCAUAUCAAAUCAACAACUCAGCUUAACUUGAAUCUUACCGAGUCCCUUAUUGAGGUUGUUUCUAGGACAAUCGAGAUGAUUAAAAAUGCAGGGGAUCUGGUGCAGAUGACUGCUCAUUCUGAGAUCCCAUCAUUCUUAAAUCCUCAGAAAAGUGAAAAUCUGGAUGCCGGGAGUUCUCCUCCUUAUAUACUGCAAAAUUUGACUUCGUUGCCUUUAGAAUUUCAUGUCUAUCAACAGCGGCAGAGUGGUUAUGGCUUAGAAGUAUGCUCCAUGAAAAGUGGAAAGUAUUUACAACCAGGAUCUUCUAUUCCAGUUUAUGUUAGUGAAAGUCUUGAGGAUCAAAUUUUACGCUAUAGGCCGGCCCAAUCCUGUGAACAACUUGGUGACAAAAAAUCGGUGGAGCCAUCACAUCAUUAUAUCAUUGUUCAACUUGAGGGAACGUCGCUUCCUUCUGCUCCUAUUUCAAUGGAUCUUGUUGGGCUUAGAUACUUCGAAGUCGAUUUUUCCAUAUCAUCGAGAAAGUCCGAUGUUGAUUCAACCAAAAAUGUUCCAAACAGUAGUAUAAACGACGGGAAGAACAACAAAACAGAAGAAAAAAGUGGCUAUAUCGUUCCUGUAGUGAUUGAUGUGUCCAUACAUAGGUACACGAAGAUGGUGCGAUUGUACUCAACGGUAAUAGUAUCAAAUGCAACUUCUGUGCCUCUUGAAGUACGGUUUGACAUUCCAUUUGGUGUUUCUCCAAAGGUUCUUGACCCUGUUUAUCCUGGUCAACAGUUUCCUCUUCCAUUACAUUUGGCUGAAGCUGGCCGAGUGAGAUGGCGUCCUCUCGGUAAUUCUUACUUGUGGAGUGAAGCCCACAGUAUUCCAAAUAUUCUUUCGAAUGAAAAUAGAAUCAGCUUUUUACGCUCCUUUGUCUGCUAUCCAUCUCAUCCGAGCAGUGACCCUUUUCGCUGCUGCAUAUCUGUGCAUGAUUGGUGCUUACCGUCAGCUGUGUCACCAGAAAAAGGCUUUUCUUUGUCCAACAAUAUUCUAACACAGCCUUUUAAACCUCAUAAUAAUGUAACUUACACGGUUAAGCCCGAGAAGAGGAAUGUGCAUCAGUUGACUUUAAGCAGUCCAUUAGUAUUGAAGAACUAUCUUCCAGAGACGGUAUCUAUGACAAUAGAAAAUGCUGGUGUUUGUCGUACCGCAGCUGUGUCAGAGGUUGAAACUUCCUUCUUCCAUGUUGAUUCUUCACAUGACCUCACAAUAACUUUCGAGAUGCAUGGAUAUAAACCUUCAGCUGUGAAAUUUCCACGUGCUGAAACUUUUGGUGAAAUAGCCAAGUUCAGCGGAACAAGGUUCUCUUUGUCAGAGACUAUUACUUUUGACCCUCAAUCAUCAGAUGGUCCUCUGUGUGUUGAAAUAGAGAAGGUGAUGGAUGCAUUUUGUGGAGCUCGUGAAAUAUGCAUUUCGGUUCCAUUUUUGCUAUUCAAUUGCACUGGUUUCCCCCUUGUUGUCUCUGAAUCCGUUAAUUGGACAAAAGGGCAUUUUAGUGUUAUUACUUCUUACUAUGAUGUGGACGAGCAGGACCUAGUUCUCCACAAGAAAGAAGGUCUGGGCAUUUUAUCUUCUAAUCAAUAUAUGGAUACAGCUGCAAAUAGCAAUAGCCUGCCGGUAGCUCCCUUGAACAAUUACCUUGUUACAAAGUCACAUGACAGUAAGUUCUCUCAGGCGGAAUCGAUUGAUUUUGAUAAUUCAACAAAUUUUCACCGGGGUUCACAGAAGCAUGAUAUGUAUGCUUCAAAAGCAUCGCUUCACAAGAGUAGGUCUUAUACAAGCAGUCAAUCCAGCUUAAAGUCCUGUGGGUUAACAGAAGGUGAUGCUUGGAAGGUCAAUUGCCAGAUGUAUUCACCUAACCCAAGUUCAUCUUCUAGUGAAAUUAUGGUCAGACUGUGUAGAUAUCUACCAAAUUCUCUGAUGGAUGACAUUCCUAAUGAUUCUUGGUCUAGUGCUUUUGCACUUGUGCCACCUACCGGUUCUAGCAGUGUAACGGUCCCACAACCAUCCAGGAAAUCUGGUUAUGUAAUUUCUGUUGGUGCUGUUGCAGCUCCAUUUUUGGGUAGGACAAGAAUUAUUACCUUUCAGCCGAGAUACGUAAUCAGUAAUGCAUGCAAUAAGGAUUUGUAUUACAAGCAGAAAGGAACAGAUGAUAUUUUCACGUUGGAAUCUGGAAGGCAUUCUCAUAUUCAGUGGACAGAUACAUCGAGGGAGUUGCUAGUCUCUAUUCAAUUUGCUGAACCUGGAUGGCAAUGGUCCGGUUGCUUUUUGCCAGAACAUCUAGGCGAUACUCAGGUGAAAAUGCGGAAUUUUCUCUCUGGUGCCGUGAACAUGAUAUGUGUGGAAGUUCAGACUGCUGAUGUCUCAAUUAGAGAUGAUAAAAUCGUUGGCAGCCCUCAUGGUCAGUCGGGAACAAACUUGAUUCUUGUGUCAGAAGAUGAUACUGGCUUUAUGCCAUACCGUAUUGACAAUUUCUCCCAAGAGCGCCUACGUGUUUAUCAACAAAGGUGUGAAACCUUUGAAACUAUGGUCCAUUCCUACACUUCUUGCCCUUAUGCGUGGGAUGAACCCUGCUAUCCACAUCGUCUCACUAUUGAGGCUCCGGGUGAACGUGUUAUAGGAUCAUAUGCCCUAGAUGACGUAAAAGACUAUGCACCCGUAUACCUACCUGCCACUCCUGAGAAGCCUCAAAGAACGCUGAUUGUUUCUGUCCACUCUGAAGGGGCAGUCAAGAUUCUGAGCAUCAUUGAUUCAAGUUACCAUGUAUUGAGUGGUUUGAAGAGUCCGCACAUUUAUCAGUCUAAAGAUAAAAAGAACCAGAUAGCGAAGCAUGAAAAUUCUGCUGACUGCAAAGAGAGAAUAUUGGUGGACAUUCCCUAUGUUGGCAUAUCUCUAAUAAGCUCUAUGCCAGAGGAACUAUUUUUCGCUUGUGCAAGAGACAUUACAGUUGAUUUCACGCAGAGUGUAGAUCAACAGAGAUUCUCCUUACAAGUCACAUCCUUGCAAAUUGAUAACCAGUUAACAUGUACACCUUACCCUGUCAUCUUGUCUUUUGAUGUUAGUAAGGCUACUAGUGGAAUUAGGGCAGAAAGUGCUUCGGAGAGUUCACAGGAACCGGUUCUUUCAUUGGUGGUGACAAAGUGGAAGAAUAGAUAUCUGUCACUUGUUUCCUUUGAGCACAUAAGUCUAAGAUUGGCAGAUUUUCAUCUUGAACUUGAUCAGGAUGUAAUCUUGAGUUUGUUUGAUUUCAUUAAAACUUUAUCUUCAAGGUUGCAGAGCAGAGUAUCACAACACUCUAAUUCAACAGACCAUCCUCUUUUUGAUGGUGUUUUUAUUAUGAACACCUCUGACUCCAUAGAUUGGGCACCCAAGAAAUCAAAUGUGAAUGAAUGCUACGCAGUUAAUAUUCCUGUGUUUCCCGAAAACAGCAAUAGGACCUCUUUGCUACCUUCGAUAGUCCCUAUUGGAGCCCCAUGGCAACAGAUUCACCUUCUAGCCAAAAAGCAGAAGAAGAUUUAUGUUGAGUUGUUUGAUGUGGCACCAGUCAAGUUGACUUUAAGUUUCUCCAGCAGUCCCUGGUUGCUUCGAAAUGGAGUGCUAACAUCUGGAGAAUCUCUUAUACAUAGGGGUCUUAUGGCACUUGCUGAUAUAGAGGGAGCACAAAUUCACCUUAAACAAGUAAUCCUUUCACAUCAGCUAGCUAGCUGGGAAUCCGUUCAGGAGAUACUUAUCGAGCAUUACACACGACAAUUUCUUCAUGAGACGUACAAGGUAUUUGGUUCUGCAGGAGUUAUCGGCAAUCCUAUGGGGUUUGCUAGGAGCAUGGGUCUUGGCCUUAAAGAUUUCUUGUCAGCUCCUGUACAAAGUGUUUUCCAGACUCGUGCAGGGUUUAUUAAAGGCGUGGCACAAGGGACCUCUAGUCUUUUGAGUAAUACCGUCUAUGCCUUAAGUGAUGCUGCCACCCAAUUCAGCAAAGCUGCGCAUAAGGGUAUCGUGGCAUUUACUUUUGAUGAUCAGGCUGUCAGAAAUAUGGAAAGGCACCAGAAGGGAAUUUCAUCCCAUAGCAAAGGGGUGAUAAAUGAAUUUUUAGAGGGUUUGACUGGUCUAUUGCAGUCACCUAUUAAAGGGGCAGAGAGACAUGGCCUUCCAGGAGUUCUCUCAGGCAUAGCUCUUGGAGUGACAGGACUUGUGGCAAGACCAGCAGCCAGUAUACUCGAUAUCACCGGCAAAACUGCACAAAGCAUCAGAAAUCGGAGCAAACUUCAUAAUCGGGGAUCUCAUCGCUUUAGGGUCCGAUUGCCAAGGCAUUUAAGUAGAGAACUUCCUAUACGGCCUUACUCUUGGGAAGAAGCAAUUGGAGUAUCUGUACUUAGAGAGUCUGAAGACCAUGUUAAGCUCAUAGACGAAAUAUUAGUAAUCUGUAAAGCUCUUAGACAUGAAGGGAAGUUUGUUGUCCUCACUGAGAGGCUUAUAUUAAUUGUCUCCUGCUCCAGUAUAGUAAAAUACAGAAUGCCAGAGUUUCAAGGAGUGCCUGCUAACCCAGAGUGGUUGGUAGAAACCGAAAUCGGGAUGGAUAGUGUAAUUCAUGCUGAUAACGACAACGAUGAGGUGCAUAUUGUGGGAAGUAGCUCAGAUGCAUUGUUAAGGCAGAACCAAAUUUCACAUAAAAGAAGCUGGGGAACUAGAGGAAAGAAAUGGAACAACAAUCCUCGCACAUCGCUUCCGCUACUCCAGACCAAUUUGGUUUUUGUAUCGAAAGAUGAGGCAGAGGACUUCCUGCAGGUGCUUCUAUCUACAAUUGACAAGGCAAAAGAGCGAGGUCGGAGCUCUGUGCAUCUUCUUCAUCAAAGUAAUCUCAGGCAACCAUAGAAAGAUGUUAAGGAUCCAAGUAAUUUUCCUUCUGUACAUUGUACAUUAUGUACAUAAUCUACUUUAUCCAUCUUCUGUUGAUUUAUGUUCAUAACUGUUCAAAUAGUGUAGGACUUCCAUUCUUUAACAAAAGUUCUUCCAAGUU